AUGUCUGAUACAGGAGACGAAAAAUUUGUCCUAGGAAUCCUACGCUUCUUUGAAUUUGCAUUCGGUGCAUCUCUCGUCGGCGUGUGCGCGUGGCUUCACGAUCGACUAGCCGAUGCUCGCUAUUACAAUCUCUACAGAAUCGAUGUAACGCUCGGCUUCUCAGUCGCUGCUACUUUUAUUUCAGCCUUGGCUGCUCUUACGUAUAUAUUUCACUCAGCAGGCACACAAUCCGUCAUGGGGAUUUUCGACGUGGUUUUGUUCGCGGGGUAUAUCGCUUCAGCGGUAGUCUUUAGCGGCUUCAGCGCGAAAUGCAGCUCCAAUAGGUUUGUUGUAGUUAUUCAAACCGUUGGAUCCACCAGUUGCGGCACAGUUAGGCUGGCUGCGGCGGGAAUUAUCAUUCAAAUUCUCUUAUUUCUGUGUACUGCGAUCCUGUCGUUUCACCUGGCAGAACGCCUUCACCGCCGCCGCGCUGCCGAAGUUGUACCAAGCUCGCAGGCCCAUGAACAGAAACGGUGGUAUGGGCGCAAGAGAAGCAAUCCGGACGACGUCAGAGCCGAGGCUCCAGCCGAAGCCCCAGCAGUCUAG
This is a messenger RNA of Orbilia oligospora ATCC 24927, 585 nucleotides long. RefSeq lists its product as uncharacterized. The transcript has 2 exons. Bases 1 to 585 code for a protein of 194 amino acids. The record is from RefSeq and is a predicted model, not a curated record. Lineage: Eukaryota; Fungi; Ascomycota; Orbiliomycetes; Orbiliales; Orbiliaceae.